Pseudocercospora fijiensis CIRAD86 is the source of this 1679-nucleotide messenger RNA. RefSeq lists its product as uncharacterized. Gene Ontology annotation, biological process: regulation of DNA-templated transcription. The transcript is spliced from 4 exons. The record is from RefSeq and is a predicted model, not a curated record. Gene Ontology annotation, molecular function: DNA-binding transcription factor activity, RNA polymerase II-specific; zinc ion binding. Lineage: Eukaryota; Fungi; Ascomycota; Dothideomycetes; Mycosphaerellales; Mycosphaerellaceae. Bases 532 to 1335 code for a protein of 267 amino acids.
GUCCACAUCUUGCAUUGCAUUGUCUGCGUCUUGGCUGCUGCACUCCCCAUCCAUGCACAUCAAUAACUGGGAAUCUGGGUCGAUGGACCUCACUUGCCUUCGUUCAUCCACCGACCCGGCCGACGUCUCUUACAUCUGGCAAGCCAACGCAGCCCACCUACCUGUUUCCGGUGCAGGGGACUCCCUCCGCCACAUUCAGACCCCUUCACUGUCUGUCUGUCUGCCCGUUCCUGCACCUGACCCUUCCCCAGAGCCGGGUGAGCACCGUCGCCCACAUCGACCUGCACGCGGAUAGCAUGCUACGACACUCCAUAUAGAUACUUCGACCGUUCCAUCUCCCACUGAACUCGAGGCUCGCAUCUGUUCACCUCAAUCUCCAGAUCCACCACUUUUUCCGCUUGAUUUUCGGUUCAUUGCAUUUUCGGAAUUCCUCUUGUCUUUCCAACCCUCUGGUUCGAAACUGCUUCAGCCCUUGGACGGAUCUCGAUCGAUCAUCAUCAUCAUCAUCAUCAUCAUAUCGACCCUUCGACCAUGUCUUUGUCCGAUCAAAUGGCAGGCGUCAAGCGCACCUAUCACCGUAUGAUGGAACACGCAACCGAAUGUGGCAUUGGCAUGGACGGUGUAGCAUAUCAGGACUUCACCCAUGCUGGCUUCUACACUCCGCCACCACCUCCGCCGACAGCCGUGCUGUUCAGCAACCCCAAUCCCUUUUCGUCGCCAAAUGGCGAGUAUGAAGGUUACAUUCCGACCUCUGAGUCGAUGUAUCAAUUCGCCGUCAGCCGCUCGCACUCAGAACCAUUCAUCAACAACCACGGCAACACCAACAACAACAAUAACACCAGUGAUUCGUUCAUCAGCCAUAGUAGCGCCUCGUCUUCAUGUGGUGCUUCGUUAGCAGGUCCAGCGACACCACCACCAGCAUACAAUGGUCCCAUGACGAUGAAGUAUCCUGCAGUGCCCAUCACGCCAAGCCAUGUUGUGCCACGGCAGAAGGCGAAGCGAACCGCUACCGCUUGUGAAGAAUGCCGCAAGAGAAAACAGAAGUGCGAUGGAGAGACACCAUGUCAGUCGUGCAAAGAACAGAAGCUCGACUGCAAAUAUCGCGAAGUGUCUCCGACCAAAAAAGACAACUCGCUGGAGAAACUGAUCUCCCUCGUCGAGAAUUGCCAAAAGUCGAUGGAGGCAUUGAACUCGCGUCUGGACACCAUGGGCUCGACGCUUCGUCAGAUCGAGAAAAGAUUGUCUCGAUGCUACCAGUGCGGCUCUGGAGUAGAGCUUGAGACCGGUGACUGCCACCAGUGUAACAACACCAACAACAUCCCCUGCAGAUUAUGAAUGAUCUGCCACCAGACCGGCGACGAUAUUACUUCACUGAGACGAAACUCGGAAAAAUACGCCCUUUGAGGCGUUUGUAGAAGAUGAGACGAGUUGAUGUCGCAUUGGCAGAGACGAGAGAUGCAUAGAUACCAUGGGCGGCGCCAGGUUUGCACUGGACUUUCUUUCAUUGGGAAAGAGUCGUGUUUCCAUAUUUUGAGUUUCCUUCCAAGUUUUGUUCAACCACUACAGCCUUGAAGUAAUCUGGACGAAGUGGUAGCUUUGCUGUAGAUGUCAACUGCCAAAAAUCUGUGCGAAGUGUACUACUAGAUCUUAUCAACAAGAAAGCACAGUAUCCAAGCAUC